GAUAAUUUGGCCAGAGCACAGGCCUUUCAGCUCUUGAAGUCUCAGAGACUCACAGCUGACUCUGGUCCUGUCUCAGGGACUGACCAUUUUAAAAGUGCUUUAAACAUUUCAAACCAAACCAAACUGUAUCUGACGGCCAUGUUGUCACAAGUUUCCUCAUUGUCCCAUGAACAAAUCGCAACAUUUCUCUGCGUGCCUUACACCACUAGUCAGCUCGUGUCAAAGUUUAAGGAAAUGAGAAAUGCCGAAUUGAAUGCGCCAAAGCAGACAAAUCAAGGGAUCAAAUUUAAAAAAGGUGAGGUAAUAACUUUAGAUGAAGAUGACGCAAAGGACACACCAGCUGACACAGUCGAGUCUUUUGUCAUAUUAGACAGUGACGAGGAACAACAGAAUGGAACCGAUGAAGUAAUUAAGGGGAAAGCUGUUGAUUCACACUGGAACGAAUAUGAUGGGGGAGAUGUUGAAUUUUGGAGCUCUGCAAGUCCUUCGCAGACCACUGUAAAUAAAUCUGGCAAAGACAGGGCUGUUGGCGAACCUAAGACGGAAACUGAAAUUAUUGCAGAUAAAGAUCAUUCUAAUGGAAAGGUUGCUGAUAAAGAUAAUUCUAAUGGAAUGGUUGCUGAUAAAGAUAAUUCUAAUAGAAAGGUUGCUGAUAAAGAUAAUUCUAAUGGAAAGGCUGCUGAUAAAGAUAAUUCUAAUGGAAAGGCACUGGUGAGUGAGAUAAGUGUUGCAGUCUGUGAGGUUGAAGCUCAGGGGAAAGAUUUCAAGAACAUUGGUGAAAAGAAGGAAGAUUCUAUCAAAUCUGGGCAUUCUCUUGCUGAAGAUGCAAAAGAAAGUAAUUUAAAUUUAGAUCAAAGAGAUUCUAUCAAAUCUGGGCAUUCUCUUGCUGAAGAUGCAAAAGAAAGUAAUUUAAAUUUAGAUCAAAGAGAUUCAGUCAUUAUUAAUACAAAAGAAACUGAUAAAAGUUCAGAUGUUGAAAUAGCUAUGAACCCAAAAGUAACUGAUGGAAGCUCAGAGGAUACAGAAGUAGCUAUGAACCCAAAAGUAACUGAUGGAAGCUCAGAGGAUAUGGAAGUAGCUAUGAACCCAAAAGUAACUGAUGGAAGCUCAGAAGAUAAGGAAAUAGCUAUGAACCCAAAAGAAUCUGAUAAAAGUUUUGAGGAUACAGAAGUAGCUAUUAGCCCAAAAGAAACUGUUAAAAGUUUAGAGGAUAAGGAAAUAGCUAUGAACCCAAAAAAAACUGAUACAAGUUUAAAGCAUACGGAAAAAGCUAUGAACUCAAAAGUAACUGAUGGAAGCUUAGAGGAAAAGGAAAUGAUUAUGAACCUAAAAGAAUCCCAACAUGAAAAGAAGCUGUCGUCGCCCUGUGUUACACCAAUGCUGUGCAGUGAUGAGAGCUCUAACGAUAGUGACGAUGUCAUUUGUAUAGAAUCGGAAUCUGCAGAACCCAAAAAACUACAGAAAUAUCUGUCCCUUCCUGCAAGUGGUGACCCUGUAGUUACGAGGUCUGUGACAUUUAUGAGUAACAACACCAGUGAACCACAGUACGUUUCUGCCAAAGUGGGUUUCACCAACUGGGGACCUCUCUUGCAUUUCAACUUCACAGGUGACCCAUCACAUUUGCCCACAGCCAUGUUUGUGGCAGAAGGAAGAAGCUCAGCUGAAAACGCUGAAGCCCAGAAGCCAACGGCUUAUGUUCGAUUGUAUCCACCUGUUCAGUCAUUGAUCCCAAAGCCCAAUUCCAGAGGUGUCACCAUCAGGCAACGACUCAAAGAACUACCGUGUCUGAGCACGGCUUACCUCAAGGUUACUACGCGGCCGGGCCAGAGCUGGGGCCAACCUUCUUCAAGUGGGGUGAAACAAAGACAACAGCCAUCGGGUCAAACAUUAUUUCCAACACAAGCCACAUGUUGGGCUCGGCCACAAAACUCUGGAAAGAUUAGCAUAUCCUUAAAUAACAGCGAAGGUCUUUCUCAAUCAACACAUUUUCCCCCCUGUGGUUUUUCCAAAAUUAACUUUUUGGAAUUACAGUCAUAUCUUUGUUUAUAUCAGUGUAGAUCAGAACCAGCUGAACCCAACACACACAGAAGCACACCAUCAGAACCAGCUGAACCCAACGCAUACAAAAGCAAACCAUCAGAACCAGCUGAACCCAAUGCACACAAAAGCACACCUUCAGAACCAGCUGAACCCAACGCACACAAAAGCACACCAUCAGAACCAGCUGAACCCAAUGUACACAGAAGCACACCAUCAGAACCAGCUGUACCCAAUGCACACAGAAGCACAUCAUCAGAACCAGGUCAACCCAACGCCGCACACAGAAACACACCAUCAGAUCUACCUGAACCAAACACACAUAUAAAUUGUAUUCCUCAAAUGAAGCUACAAGAUUUUUCAGAUACUGUACAAAAAAUAGUUUCCCUUCUAAAACCAGAUUCUAUGGACACAGACAAAGAUAUAAAAAAUUUCAUCAGUACAGAAGAAUGCCAUCAAGGGACUUUAGAUGCUUUAAGCUCUGACUUUCACAUGACAUUGUCAGAACUGGUCUCUAGAAUGGGCUCUUCCGCUGACACGGAGCUGGCCUGGUUGGGCCAUUUGUUGUCGAAACCCGAGUCACGCACCGAUGGUCCUAAACAAAUCCUUCCUGACUCUCUGAACAAAUUAACAUCAUUUCAGUUACAGCUGCUUAAGAAUCGUUACUGGUUUUUGAACAGUCACUUGAAUAGUGAGCGAAAACAGAUCUUGGUCAAUCUGGAUGACUGUGAAAAGAAGGAUGAAGUUGCUGAGAGAUGGGCAAAAGAGGAUAGUAGGAUUACAGGGACAAGUCAUGAUACCAGAUCAGAGAACAGUGGACAAUCACAUGAGGACAUGUCCGACAGUGCUGUGGGAGUUGAGGUUGAUCUUCGAGAAAAAAUAUUAAAAAGGCAGAAAGAUCAUUCAGACCAGGAAAAUGAGCCUAAGGGGAAGAAACUCAAGCCAGACGAAAGUGCAGCAGAAUCCACCAGCACAGACUACUGUGCCGAUCUGAGACCAAACCCCCCAGUAACUGACAACACGUCACUAGGAUUCACUAAUGAAAGUGCUCUGAGCACCUCGAGAGAGAAGACUCAUCAGCAUGAUGCCAAGUGCUUGGGGAAAUUUUCUGAAAAAGAGGAUGCAGUGAUGGAGGUCAAUAGUUCAGAAAAAGCAUGCAUGAAAAGAAAUUCAUCAGAAAGUUCAGAGUGUAAUAUUUGCAGCCAGACGAAAGGAGAGUGUUCAAAACCUCAUUCUGGUCUUUUUAAAGAAAGUGAAAUUAACAAUUCUGCAUUAAAUGAAAGCUGUAUAAUAUUGGACAGUUCUGCAAUGAAUGAAAGCUGUGUAAUAUUGGACAAUAGUUUUGAGAACGGUGCAAACCAUGUUGUCUCAGUGCCUAACAGUUCUGUUUCAGAGAGCUGUUUAACGGACGGAAAUCAAAUAAAAAUCUUAGAAACUGGUGGCUGUAAACAAACGACCAAUCCAGCAGUUGAAAAACCAGAAAAAGUUCCUGUGCAAAAUGAAGAUAUGAAAGAAAGUCUCCAUAUUUGUAUCAGCAGCAGCUCAGAUGAAGAUGGAAGUAAAUCUCAUCGUGACAGAAGUCGUGCGGAAAAUUUUCACCCUUACAGUGUAGUAGAUGAUGCACAGCCUGAUGCUUUGAUCAUGGACAACACAUCUGAUGGUGAUGAGAGUGCUGAUGAAAGGUGGAAACAUAAGCAAAGGUGGCAGCCUUGUCUGAAGAAAGACCCCUAUCCUGCUAAAGAAAGUUUGCAUCUAAUGUUGGAAGAGGUAAGUUCAGAGUUCAUUGUUGGGUCACAGUACUCCCGUAGCAUAGGCUGACUUCAGAGUCAGGGCUGUCUCCUUGUUCUCUUAAUGAUUUUUAUGCAUGGUAUGGUAUGACCUAAUAUUAACCUUAAUUCGAGCAAGUUAGCUGGUUCUUUAACCUUGAUGUUUUGUCACCAAAGUUCUUGGAAAUAUUUUAAUAUUUUGCCAUAAUAUGAAAGAAAUAUUUAAGUGUUUCCAUAUGUGUCUUUGAUAAUGAAAUUUUUAGAUGCAGUUUUCAGUAGCUUUUUUUAUUUGUAAAAUUUAACCCUAGCUCUUUUUAUUUCAUAGUUAAAAUGGAACAUUAUGAGUGAUUGGACUUUAUAACAUGAAUGUUACUGAAUUUUUCAGUGAAAGCUUUAAAAAAAAAAUCAACAGAUUUUACAUUUAUGCUAAUAGUUUUUUUUAAUUUUAUUAGUCUCAGAAAUAUGAAAUACUUAACAUUUAAUGAUAAGAAAGAUAUGAUCCUGAAAAUGGGUCAGUGUGUGGAUGAAGUCUAGGCCCAAGACAUUUAGGUUGUACAAAAAUCAAAACCUGUGUUAUCGAACAGAGCUGGGGACGACAUUAACGUGUGGAUGAAGUCUAGGCCCAAGGCAUUUGGGUUGUACAAAAAUCAAAACCUGUAUCAUCGAACAGAGCUUGACGACAUAAACAUUUUGACCUCCUACCGAAGUUUUAAUUGUUAUUUAAUUGUAAACAGAUCUUGCAUGAUAGUAACCUUUCCUUAUGUUGUAGAUGCUGCUAUUUUAAACAGAUAUUAAAAAUUUUUUUUUUUUCUAAAUCAAUAAAUGUUAUUUAUACAUUAAAUUCUCUAGUUAUCAUUUUACUCUAAAAGCUUGCCCUCUAUUUAAAAGCUUGCUUUGUCAUGAUUUGACAUUCAAAUAUCAGCCUUGUUUGUUUAUAAGCUAUUUAAAUAAACUUACAAAUGAAAACUGUUAAGUUUGGUAGGCCCUUUAAAAAAAAAAGGUACUAUUAUCCAUGUUACAUGCUUUUUUUUUUCUUCUUUUUUUUGUGUUAAAUAUUACUCUACCUUUAAUUUUGUAUCAGUAAAUGAUUUUAAAAAAUUGUUUAAAAAAGUAGUCAGAAUCCUUAGAUUGCAGCCUGUCUGGCACAGAACUUAAGCUUUUGAAAAACCCGGUAAGUUGAUAUAACAAACAAUUACGUGAUCAUAGUUUUGUUAUGUUAUUCAAAAUGCUCCUUAUUUCUACAGGCAUUCUUCUUAUCUUAUGGCCUCGGAUGUUUACGAAUUUUGGAUCCUGAAAUGGUAAGUUAUAAAUGUAUUGAACACUGAAAGUUUCAUCAACUGAAUGUUAAAGUUAUAGAUAUUGUGCUUUUUAAUAAAAAAAUAACAGUGUUUAUUAUUGGGAUUUUUUUCCAUACAGCUUACAAUUGGACAAACAGAUGUUUUAUUUUUUUCACACAUUUUGGGAAAAUUUGCAAACAUUUAAAAUGAUUUUGCGUUUAAAUGAUUUUAUGUCUCCAGUUUUUCAUAUUGAUAUGAUUACUUUGUUUAUUACAGAAGGUGUUAAGUCUGACAGAAAUGUGGCAAAAGUUUCAGAUCCUAAAAGAUGAGUUCAUCCCUCACUAUGUCGCCUAUCACUAUUUUCGUAGCAAAGGUUGGGUGCCCAAAUCAGGGCUCAAAUUUGGAUGUGAUUUAAGUAAGUUUUUUAAUAAUUUUCUUUUUUUUUUCUUGGAGGUAUAGACCUUUGUAAUAUUAGUGCUUCCUUUUCUUAUCAUGAAGUGGCUCUUUCUGUGUGGCCCACAUGCGUCCAUGGCAGGGGUUGGCAACAUGCAGCCCGCUGAAAUGUUUAACGUGGCCUACGUUACCUUCUAGUAACUGGAAAAAAUUUGUUGUUUAAUAUUAAAAUUCACAACGCUUAUCUUUAAUAGCCUUGAAAAUUACAGUAUAAAUUUGUUUAACUAGCUAAUUAUCAAAUUGAAGUGGUAUUGAAUUUUCCAAGCCCAUCUAUAUGGUGUUUUUUUAAAAUAGAUCCAUAAUUCUUUGAAAAAUCUGACCGAGCCAGCAAGUCCAAGAUUUGCAUAAGCCAAAAUAAGUGUCAUGAUAUUUCCAAGUUCUAUUCAUGAGCACAUGCAAGCAUCUUGCCUCACCUUGGCUCAAUACUUAUAAUGCAAAGAUUUUUGAAGUGUAACCAGCUUUUUAUUUCAUUUACCUAAUGAAAGUUGAGUUUUUAAUAAAUUUAUGUUAAGAGAAUCAGGGCCUCAACAUUGACUUGACAUCAAAAUAAAAAAAUUAAAAAAAAUGUUCAAUGCUUUUUAAACUAAUGUGUCAGGAGAUGGUGGCUGUUUUAAAAGUAUGUGAGUGAAAUUGAAUUAAACCACGAGCUGAUGACUUGUAGAGAAAUCUAAAACAGGAACUGAGGCUUUGCCAUCCCUGGAGCAUUUGAAUGAAACUACAACUGAACAAGGGAUAUUUGUAAUUAUUAGUAAAUGCUCUGACAGGAUUGAACUAAAACUGAAUAAACUUACCAGUGUAACUACCGCUAAAAAUCUGGGUCUGAUCAGGAACAGUGAAUGAUGAAGUGAAAACUGUACAUCCUGGUUCCAUCCUACUACCAUUUGAUUUUAUCAUGCAAUACGAAGGUUUGUGUAAAGCUGUUAUUGAUUACCACCACGUUGUUAACCCCGUUGUCAGAGAUGUGAAUGCAACUAAAGCUCUGGGACAUUCAUCUGUAGUGAAGCAAUGUUUGGAUGCAAUUAUUUUGUUGUUUUUUAAAAAGGCCCUUACAUGAAAAUAAUAAGCUCAACAUAUAAAUUUGAUUAUUAUGAGUACAUGUUUUUACUUUUGUAUUUGAAACACUUUAGCACCCAUUUAAAAUCAGGGGGGGGGGGGUAUGGGGGGGAAAAGUGGGGAGGAAGCUGAACCCCCCCUCCUCCAAAAAUGUUUGUUAAAUUCAAAAUGAAAGGAUCCAUUUUGGCUUAUCCUUGAAUUUAUAAUUUUUUAACAUGAAAAUAAUAAGCUCAACAUAUAAAUUUGAUUAUUAUGAGUACAUGUUUUUACUUUUGUAUUUGAAACACUUUAGCACCCAUUUAAAAUCAGGGGGGGGGGGUAUGGGGGGGAAAAGUGGGGAGGAAGCUGAACCCCACCUCCUCCAAAAAUGUUUGAUAAAUUCAAAAUGAAAGGAUCCAUUUUGGCAUAUACUUGAAUUUAUAAUUUUUUUUAUCAUACUUCCUAGAAGAGAUGCUAGUUGAAAAUUAGGUUCCCUGGCCUAAAUGUGAUUAUAACAAAAACCCAACUUUCUUUUUAGCUAGUGGUUUCUUAUUUUUAUUUAAACUAUUUUUUUUUAAAAACUACUUCAUUAAUAAAAUAAUUGUUUAAAACUUAGUCAUCGAAAAAAUGCAUCCUGUAAUUCCACCAACUUUGUGAGAGCCCCGGGUACAAGAUGCACAUUUGAUCUUGGCGUUAUAGCGCUAAGAUUCCCAGAAAGUUAUUAUGUCACCCGCCAAAAAGUUUUAAUUACCAUGUGGCCUCCUGCACAAAAUGUUGCCCACCCCUAGUACAUGGUGUGUCCCAAAAAAUGUAUGCCACGUAAGCAACAGGGUAUACACCAUUGUAGGUUGACGACCUUUUACAUUUUAGUUUGUGUUUUGAACCUAAUUUCAAAAUUAUUCCGGCAAAAUUUGUGUUCUGUAGCUUUUCGCACUAUUUAACACCUUUAUUAAUAGGCUGCAGCCAAAACCUUCUGCAGUUGAAGCCAUCUACUGCAAAGUCCUCCGAUCAGCUUGUAUUGCAGGUGGUUGCCUUAGCUUGGCUAAGUUAUAAAAAUAAAGUCUUUUAACAUCGCCCAUGUUCUUAAAUGUAUUUCAAACCUUUGUAUUCUUCAGUUCUCUACAAGGAAGGACCUCCGUUCUUUCAUGGCAGUUAUUCUGUCAUUGUGAGCUCAGUGAAAGAGAAAAGUGUUCUCCCAUGCACCAGGAGCGAUGGAUUUAACUUUGACCAGAGGCAAGCCAACUGGAUCUACCUGGCAGGUGUUAAUCGUAUCACGGAACAAGUGGCCAAGGUUCGCACCUCUUGUAACUAUAUGUGGGGAGCCGCCUCCUUUUCCUGUCUUUACUCAACUCAUUCAAAACACUGAUAAGUAAAUAACAGGAUGAUUACAUUUUUUUCCAAUAAUUACCGUUUUGAUUUACUUGUAAGACCUACACUUGACCUGACCAUGGCCAUUACUUUAUAAAUGAAAAUGCAAAUACUUUUUUUUUUAUACAAGUUGUUUGACAGGUUCAUCUUGAAAGUAUCUAUCCUCUUGUGUUGUUUAUUUCAGAAUUUAAUGAUGUGUUACGUUAUUUG
Messenger RNA from Lymnaea stagnalis (great pond snail), 8143 nucleotides. NCBI's taxonomy places the organism in Eukaryota, Metazoa, Mollusca, Gastropoda, Lymnaeidae. The record is from the annotation of a GenBank genome assembly.